Messenger RNA from Odontomachus brunneus, 5898 nucleotides. RefSeq names its product ubiquitin carboxyl-terminal hydrolase 35-like. Gene Ontology annotation, biological process: protein deubiquitination. NCBI's taxonomy places the organism in Eukaryota, Metazoa, Arthropoda, Insecta, Hymenoptera, Formicidae. The coding region runs from base 639 to 3302 and encodes 887 amino acids. The record is from RefSeq and is a predicted model, not a curated record. The transcript is spliced from 3 exons. Gene Ontology annotation, molecular function: cysteine-type deubiquitinase activity; cysteine-type endopeptidase activity. Gene Ontology annotation, cellular component: nucleus; cytosol.
UUGCUUUUCCAUUUUGAAGAUGCAUAGAAAUGAAAAAUAUACAAGAUCUCGUAUCUCUCACUUCUAUGCAUUUUCGAGGUAAAAGAGCAAUCCGACGUCUUUGAUUUACAAUGCCGAACGCAGCUAUAAUUAAUCACUGUGCAAACUCGUGAGCAGUAGUUCGCAUAACUAGAUUACCGUGCUUCGUUCCUAAAUGCAUCUAGAAAAACUGUAAACCAUUUUGGCGCUGACUGUAUAUUACCGUUGCAUUUAAUGUGGCUGCCUUGCUGAUUACUCUCAAAAGCAAUAAUCAAUGCAAAAAUAUGUAAAUCCCAUGUCUCCGAGACGAAGUACCCUAAUUGGAAGUGGAGGAUAAAAUUCUCCGUAUGAUGUUGCGUGCAUACCCACUGUUGACUCGCACUACUAUUUGAAGAUGUAAGGACCGAUUCGCGGUCUGUCUUCGAUUAUUCUUCUUGAGCACCAUGUAAUUUAUGGCGUAACGCUUUCUCGUUUUUUAUGCUUCUACCCCACCAUGAGGUCAUUUUGAUUUUCCUUCGUGAGGAUCGUCGACAGUCUGGGGAUCGUUAAUGGGAGUAGUACGUAUCGUUGAUUAUAAGGUAGACUAAGCUACGGCGAAGGGUACGAGCGUAGAUCUGACAAUGCGCCAUCCGAAUGAUGCAGAACAUUAUUUGCGAAUCUCUAUUAAACGGUGCUUCGAUUUCAUAGUAGUAGGAAGUGACGCAGAGAUCGCGGAUGGUUGGUUGAUGCUGAGAGAAUUGCGCGAUGAUCAAGCAUUUAAUCAGGUGCUUAAUUUCGAAGAUAUUCUGAGAGAUAUUCUGCAUAGUCAGAUACUGAACAUCUCGGAAGUGCCGAAAAUCAUGGCGUGGAUCUUGCCGCACGUGGAGGAGAAGUCGGACUCCGAUAAUGCCGACCCAAUCUCAAAGGACGUCGCCGCGUUGCUACAGAAGACAGACAUCAGGGACAUGUCACAUUUGGCCGCGCUUCUCAAGACAAUGUUGGAUAACAGAGUGUACCUGCCCAAGUCAGCCGAUCAUACGGCACUCUGUGAAGCUGUAAUUGUGAGGCUGUCGUCGUUCCAGCUACCUCCGGAGCCUAAGAAGAUCUUGGAGUUUUAUGAGAAUGCUACUAAAAUCCAAAAUUUCUUGGAGACAGUGUGUAAGAAUGCCAAGAACAGUGGUCAUGACCUCCUGUUUAUCUGCCUCCAAACUUUGUAUCGUAUAAUAUCAGAUAGGAAGAGGAAACAGGAACCAGGCCCAGGAUUAGCUGCGAUAUUGCGUCUAGUAGAAACCAGCUUCAUACCACAAGCAGUGGAAUGGAUUCUGUCGCAGUCACAGUCAAACCAUGAAUUAGUGCAAGCACUGACAGUUUUAUGCAAUUGGCUUCCAAAGUGGCGCGAUAAGAGACUCAGCCUCUGGAUAAUGGAGUUCAUAUAUGGACUGGAGAAACAAGAGAAAUUCUCAGUUCUCUUAGAGGUCACGGAAUCUUCAUUAGAUAUAUUGAAUCUGAUGGGCAAAGUAUUGGUGGUGCCGGUGAUCCGUCACAAUUCUUCCUUCAUUAUAUAUCAUAUUCUAAAGAAGCUGAGUUCAGAGGAGAUUAUACAGAAACUGAUUAAAACUGUACCUACACUGAUAAAUAGUCUAAUGAAGGAGGAUUCAGAAUCCAGCAGGGAGUGUAUACAAUACUUGGUUGACAUCGUGAAAUUAGCUAGCUUAAGAUUCCCAGCAUAUCGUCUGCCUGAAAGCGUAGAGAAAUCUUUUCCAGUUUCACCACGUAUGCACGUUAUCAAGGAUUUCUAUCGUGAACCAUUAUGGGUAGCUGAGACGUGUACGAUAGAACCUAUUCUUGAACCAGAGGUACAGUUAUCUGGGAAAGUGGGGCUGCAAAAUCUUGGGAACACAUGCUACAUGAAUAGCGUGUUGCAAGCCUUACUGAUGACUCGACAAUUUUGUUAUGAAGUAUUAAAUUGUCUCGUAAACCAAACAGGAGGAAUGCCAUUGUUGAGGAAACUGCAAGAUUUGUUUGCAUUAUUGUUAUAUUCCAAGAGGAUGUAUCUGUCACCAAAUGAGAUAUUUGAAGCAUCACGACCGUCAUAUUUUCUACCUGGUCAACAGCAGGAUAGUUCAGAGUUUCUUUGUCAUCUUCUGGAUGUUUUACAUGAGCAAGAAAAAGCCAUUAAUACGACCUGUGGAAGAAACGAUUCCAUAAGUGGUACUAAAUGUAAAACUGAGAUGCAGGAGAAAGGGACGCCUUCGACGAAUUCGACAGAGGGUACUAUUAAGCGGUGGAUAACUGAGGAAGAUUUAACUGAAGGCUUGGUGUUUCGACGGAAAACACAAUCAUUAGCGGAUUUCCCACAAGGUGAAGAUCUGAUACAAGCGGAGCGGCUCAGUGAUUAUCACUCGGAUUCCACCGAUAGUGGUAUACAAUCUGUAGGUGGUGAAGAAACAGUUUCAUCUACAUCUCUUGUACAUAGGGUGUUAGGCGGCGAAUCUAAGAUCACUUACCAGUGCGCGCAGUGCAACACCAGUUCACACAACACGGACAAAUUUCGCGACCUGCAGCUGUGCUUUCCCGAGGAGAUACAAGAGAAUCAAGAGGUCUCGGUUCAGGAUCUCAUCAACUACUAUCUCGCGCCCGAGAAGCUCACGGGUGAGAACAAGUAUCGCUGCGACAAAUGUAUGAAGCUAUGCGACGCGCACAGGAUCAUCACGAUUUUACAAGCGCCUGCACACCUGAUUCUGUCGUUGAAGCACUUUCGAUACGACUUUGACAGUCGGCUCAGGACGAAAUUACGACACAAAGUGUUGUACAACGACGUUAUAAAGUUGCCGGUAUCCGCGGUGCCAAACUCGAUCGCUGAAACGUAUCACUUGUAUGCCGCAGUGGUGCAUUCCGGUUAUAACAUGGAUUAUGGACACUAUUUCACAUAUGCUUGCGGUUCUAAGCAAAAUUGGUACAAGUUUAAUGAUAGUUUCGUGUCGCGCACUACUUUCGAAGAAUUCAAGAAUCUGAAACCACCAGACACGCCGUAUAUACUGUUCUACGAGAAAUCGGGUGCUCUCGACGGGAUGUACGAGGACGAUAGGCCCGAAUUAUCGACUCUGAGUAAACAUUUGCAGGAAUUGAUAGCGGACGAUACCACGGCUUACAUAGAGGAGCUUAAGCAACAGGCGACGUUGUCUCUAUCCGGACGGCAUUCGCGAUCUGUCCGAAAACGGUACGACAAUUCCGACGAUGAGAAUCCGCCGUCCAGUAGCUGUCGUGGCGCGAUCGAUAUCCCGGCAAAUCGUUUUCUGUAUUGAACGAGCGACGAGUCUCUUUGGUUGCUGACUGCAGGCUUAUUGUGCAAUACAUUGUUUCACAAAUACAGACAACGGUUGCAUCAUAUGUGAUUGUUGAGAUACAUCUUAUGAUUAUAUACUAUAUCGUAUCGAAAAUUCCCGUAAGAAUUGACAUUCGUAUUACACUUGUGAUGGGAAACUUGUGUAACGUAUGCUAUGACUCUCGACGAUAGUUACGAUAAUCAGAGAACUAGCUUACAACAAUUAUAUUAGACAAAAGUAAUUAACGUAUCCAUGUACAUAAUGUAUAAACGAAUACACAGAAUUGAUUAGAAAUGGGCAUAAUGUUCGUGUGUUUAUGCAUACGUACGAGAUAUGAAUAACGCAUGACUAUGAAACGAAUCGGUCUUUCAUUUUAUCAGUCGAUAAUAAUAUAUUAAUGUGUUCAAUGCGUUCUCAAAUUUAUGCGGAAGUGGAGUGUGUGAAGAGUUACAUAUAUAUGCAAAAAGAAAUAGAAAGAGAGAGAGAGAGAGAGAAAGAGAGAGAGAGAGAGAAUAAAUGUCCGAGCUCUACCUACUCGAUCGCACUUUUAUGAAAUUUUAUAUUAACUAUGUGGUAUUAAAUUAUGUUUCCUUAAACAUCUCAUUUCCCGUUUUACUUCGCCGAUGUGUUUUCGACAUUUUUUUAGACACCUGGCAUUUUAUUACGCACUGUUAUGUUAACUUUUAAAAACACAAUUGUUCAUACGAGUGUGACAUUAUAUUUCUAGAACUAAUUGGGCGAUAAAGUCUGAGAGUACAGUGGAUUGCAAAACGGUUUAGACACUACCGUUAGGACAUUGGGAGCUCAGCCAACUUAAAAUUGAGACCAUUACUGACUGAUUUUUUAUCCAGUAAUAAUUAUUAGUAUUAUUUAUUAUAAUUUGGUGUUCUUUAUUAUUUUAUUAUUACGUAAAUAUUCGCUGGUAAUGACUCUCAGUUUGUUGAGCUCCCAAUUUCAUUGUGUCUAAAUCGUUUUACAACUCAUUGUGCUCUCAUACUUAUGUUUUUCAACGAUACUUUUGGCACUAUCGAUGACUAUUGUCCGAACAAUUGUCGUUUCACUUUCGAACUAUCCGGUAUAAUAAAAAAAAGAUCUUAUCGAUUGUCUCUUCUUUGGAGAAGAUAUUUUUCCUGUUGUAGAUAUCUCAAUAAGCGAAGUAACUGUCCAUCCGAAUAGUCUUUGAAAUUUGAUCAACUGUCAGACGCGAGCUCAUUGGAAGCGCUUAUAAAAAAUGUUACAAGGGUAUUAUUGAUAGCACCGUAGGUUUUUAGGGGAUUUUUAAUCAAUAAGUAUUUAUUAUGUCGUAAGAAGCCGCAGUGAGAAGCCUUAGUACUUGGUCGAUAGUUUUGUAACGUCCACGAAUUGUAGACAGAAUUCCUUGAUAGUAGGCAUUACGUAACCAGUUCUAUGCUGUAUUGUUGACGUUAGUGAAUCGAUUUGCAAUUGUUAACGAAAGCGUUAACAGAGAGACGAUAUCCAACUCGAAUAUGCAGCGGAGUUUUGUAAUUACUAAUACGUUGUGAAUAUCUCAUGUUUAUUGUGUGAAACAAAAAAAUAUACGUUGUCCGAGAAGUGUAUAAAGUUACUAGGACGGCGAAUUAUUGUUGCAAGGAUAUUGAGAGAAUACAUGGCGGAUACGGCUUGAUCGGUUGUAGUUUCAUAUGAGUUGUAUGUAUUGUGUUUUGCUUUACUACACACAGAGCAGUAUUCAAUGAGUACAAGACGCUGUUUGAUUUAUCAAUUGUUAUUUCUAUUCGACAAUCUCGGAUACCUUAUCGAGCGCGUCUUGAUGUUGUAAAGAACUUGAGAAAUAAUUUAUAAUAUGAAAUUGUAUAGUUAUAAGUAACGAACAUAUAUAAGCGUAUGCGUUUUUACGAUAUAUACGAUGUCCAUAUAAAAAUAUGCCACAUCGAGCUUUUAUUUAUUAAUGCGACAUUCAUCGUUUCCCAGUCGUCUCCUUUUGUGACAUUGUGAUUUCCCUGCUAUGUGUUUCUACUAUUUAGCUUCUUUCGAUUAACAAAGAGCCUAUUUUCUAAAGCAACAAUCGGACGAUAUUUAUACUCGCGUUAGCGCCCAUGUAAAAGUUAUAUAGCAAGGUACCGCGCGCUUUGAAAUUAUGAAAAUUGAGAAGAACAAAGUUGUUAUUGCUGUAAAUAGUUUAUUUUAAUGAUAGGAAUACCGCGACGCACGUACGUACUCCAAACACUUCGUAAAUCUGUGAUAACUUUAUACUGUCGAUUUGACAAUAUAUUAUAUAUAUAUGUAAACAUAUAUAUAUAUGUAUAUUAAUUUUUUAGCUCGAUAUAUACAUUCAUCGUGCGAGGCGGAUAUCCGUCUAAUGUUGAUUAUAAUCGAAACAUUGUAUAACUUUCGUUAAGGCCUGUGUGUAUUAUAUAGUAGCGUAUAAUGUGAAAUGAUAUUUGAACGAUUAGAACUAAUCAAUUAUGAAAUGAUCCCUUCAUUGUCAAUGUCAACUAGUAAUUAAUACAACGUUUAAUACCAUUUCAAACGUCACUCGCUGAAAGAUUAUAUCAAUCUUCGUAUAAUAUAUAAUAAAUUUGCUAUUAAAACAUAA